AGCAGGGGCAAUCAAGAGGAGCUGUCAAAUAUUGUGUAUUGGCGUCACCAGGAGCUUUGCAGGGGGCGGGCAGCCAUCGGUACGGUGUGCUGACGGUGUUCUACCCCAGCAGCAGCGAGCGACAGGCAGCUCAAUUGAGGAGAAGCGUCGCUGACAGUGCAGGACCUUGGGUUACCUUGCACCUCCAGGCAGGCAGUAGAGCGGCAGACCAGCAGCACAUGGUCACUUAGAGCCCUUGGAAAGAACACCACAGAGGCCACUCCAGAUCCAAAACUGGCACCUACAACCACCGCCCCUCCCCAGAUCGUCAAAAUGGACAUCAACAAUGCUAAGUUUGAAAUGAUCAAGGACAUCGGCAGCGGCAACUUUGGCGUGGCCAAGCUGAUGAAGGACCGGCUGACUGGGGAGCUGGUGGCUGUCAAGUUCAUUGAGCGUGGCGACAAAAUAGACAAGAAUGUGGAGAGGGAGCUGAUCAACCACCGCUCGCUGCUGCACCCCAACAUCAUCCGCUUCAAGGAGGUGUUUGUGACGAGCACACACUUGGGCAUCGUGAUGGAGUAUGCAGCGGGCGGCGAGCUGUUUGACCGCAUCGUCAAGGCCGGCCGUUUCUCAGAGGACGAGGCCCGCUACUUCUUCCAGCAGCUCAUAUCCGGCGUCGAGUACUGCCACAGCCAGGGGGUGUGCCAUCGCGAUCUAAAGCUAGAGAACACACUGCUGGACGGCAGGCCUGCGCCGCGCCUGAAGAUCUGCGAUUUCGGCUACUCAAAGUCGGCUGUAUUCGACUCGCAACCCAAAUCCACCGUCGGCACUCCGGCAUACAUUGCACCAGAGGUGCUCUCCCGGAAACACUACGACGGAGAGAUAGCAGAUGUAUGGAGCUGUGGGGUCACGCUGUAUGUGAUGCUGGUCGGUGCAUACCCCUUUGAAGACCCCAGCGACCCCAGGAAUUUCCGGAAGACCAUCCAGCGGAUCAUGGGGGUGAAGUACAGCUUCCCGGCAAACCUGGCGCUGUCGCGGGAGUGUGUGGACCUCAUCUCCAAAGUGUUCCAGGCCAACCCCAGCAACCGCAUCUCCAUUUCCGGCAUCCGCUCCCACCCCUGGUUCCUCAAAAACCUGCCCGAGGAACUCAUCGACGGUGGCCGCGCUGCCCAAGCCCUUAUGCAGCCGAGCAAGCAGUCAGUGGAGGAGGUGAAGAGGGUGGUCUCAGAUGCAAGGCACAAGAUGCAGGUGGCACCUCAGCCCGGCAUCAACGGCACAUUCAAUGAGGAAGACUUCAUGGAUGGCGAUCUUGUCGAUGACAUGCACUGACCUGCCUUCACACGGCUGCAUGCGCGCUGAACUCAGAAUAGACGUUGCUGUCCAGUACCCGUUUGAAUGCCUCACGGUGUUGACUGGUUGCCUCCACCAACUGUGGUGCAAAUGCCAGACUUGGGGGGAUGAUGGGCCUCGCUCUGGUCAGUUUCUGGUUUGCCGCGUUGGCACCCUGAUGCAUAUCUCCUCCCUGACUCAAGCUGACAAUACAUUGCAAGCCAGGCAUUCUCAUGUUGAGUGUCCUUCAUUGACGUUCGAUUCGGCAGCAUGGAGCUUGGAGCAUGUGCAGGUAAUGAGCAGCUUGCAAGUUGUAGCUGGGGCCAGACAAUAUAUUGCAGUGUGUUUACUCCUGCACGGUUGGCAGUGUCUACAAACUGGACCCGUGACAGUAGCAUUCAGUAUCUAUUACCGCUCAAAGACGGGAUGGGCCUGUGUACUUUUCUUUGCUUUUGAGAAGAUCAGAGUACGGGCUGCCAGUUGUGAAACAUACUGCCAGACUCAGGCUCUCAAAGUGAGACAUUGCUGAAUACGUUCAUAACAAGGGCACUCGAUAUUUGUAGCUACUCGAUAUUUGUAGCUCCGUUGAGAUUAGAGCUCCCAAUAGGAUCAACUUCUUGUCAGAACGCAUGUAGUUUGCACCAUAUGAUGCAUCCACUUGGAAGUGUAGCAGCAUGCAUGGGUGCAGAUGGCCAUGCGCUAAAUUUCUGAUUCCUGGUGCUAGCAGAGCGCUCACAGCCAGCAUAUGGGAUCUGUUUGCAGUCAAUCUUUUUCCGUCCAUUGAGCUUGGUGUAUCUGCGCUGUAAAUCAGCCGGCCUCCAUUGACUU
This is a messenger RNA of Coccomyxa subellipsoidea C-169, 2136 nucleotides long. RefSeq names its product protein kinase 2. Gene Ontology annotation, molecular function: protein serine/threonine kinase activity; ATP binding. NCBI's taxonomy places the organism in Eukaryota, Viridiplantae, Chlorophyta, Trebouxiophyceae, Coccomyxaceae. The record is from RefSeq and is a predicted model, not a curated record. Bases 313 to 1308 code for a protein of 331 amino acids. The transcript is spliced from 8 exons. Gene Ontology annotation, biological process: intracellular signal transduction; protein phosphorylation.